GUAUACAUUAGCAACGAAACAAAUUUAACUAGAAAUCUCGGAGAUCACUGUUACCUCUGUUACCUCUGUUAACUCUGUAUAGUGACUGUAGUAUUUCAGUGUAGUGUUUUUGUUUUCGUCACUGAGAGUGAGACGGAAUCAUUUAAUCAUCAAUAACAAAAUUCUGUUGGAGUCUGUUGACUAGUUCAUCACUCAUUAAAAAUCUGUGAUGGAAAUGGCAGAGCCCUGGCCACAGCUGGGAGACUACAUAACAUAUGCUGAAACUCUUCGGAACAGAACUCAUCAACUUCUGAAAGUGCAGGGGGUGGAUAAACUGGAGAGAAAAAUAAAAUCAGAGUUAAAGUUUUUGAUUUCACUGAGAUCAAGACUUGGGCAGGUGAAUGCCAGCCACCUGAAGAGCAGCAACCUCAGCCACUUCGCCAGCCUCGUCCACGCCUUGGAAAGACUGCCUGGGGUAGUCAGAGUCCUUCAGCCAUUCCAGUCGCCCUCUCGACCGGACAGUCUGGUAGUGGACAUUGUUGCUGGAGAUGGACAUUUGUGGGUCAAAGUGGUAGCCAGAAAAGGGCAGGCUCUCCAUCUUGUUUGGGCUGGUCAAGGUCAAUUUGGUGAACGCGAUCUGAUUUCUCAGGCAGAAGAAUAUUUAGAAUGCGCCAAAAGACACCCUCAUGAGUUUAAAACUCCCCAGGUUGUGUUUGUCUUCUACAAUCAAGUCACCGAGUCCAUGGCAGAUGUUCUGGAGGAGCUGGGGCUCACUGUUUUGGGAGAGAGAGUCUCCGUUGCCCCUGACGUCCAAGAGAAACUCGGCUCGUGCUUCACUUCCGAUACUGAAGAGGACAGCACAAGUUAUGCCUCAGACGAAGACGCUUCUUAUGCAACGAAUGUUUCGGAAACAUGCAACGCAGCAAGUUCUUCCCGGGAAAAGUCCAGAUCUCCAGUUAUUACUCUGACGCAGUCGACACGUACUUUUGAUAGGACUAUACAUUUUGAACAUUCUUCAGCUGAUAAUGUUUUAGCAUCUAUACCAACGCUUGAUGAUACCUGGGAUACGCCCAUGUCUUUCAGCGCAACACCGUCCACUUACAGUGACCUCGACUACCGGACUUUUGCGUGUCCAGUCGUCUCCGACACAUCGAUCAAAGACUUAUGUCCGGAGAACCCAGGUCGGGGUCAGACGGUACACCUCCCAGCUUGCUUUUUUUCAAACUCCCACUGGGCUGUUUCCAGACCUGAUAUUGGAGGUAGUCAGACGCAGUCGGGUCAUUUAUCUUCGUCUUGUCCUGGGAAGUCGAUGGGAGACCUGUUCCUCCAUCUUGUAGCCAGCCCUCCCGCCUACGAGACAAUACUACCAGGCGCCAGUUUGUUCUCCAACUUGAGGUCAUGCCCACCCAUCCCCCGAGUUAAUCUUGACAUCACCAGCCUGAUUGCUCUAGUCUCAUCUGUCACCAAUGGUAAUUGCCGGCUGGUCUUUAGGGACAAGGUGCUAACACAGCAGGCCAAGGAAGAACAAGAUUGUCCCAUACUACCCCUGCUAACAGAGUUCUUGAAAGGUAAAGAAUUGUUUGUGUGUGAGACGGCCCUGGCUAGCUUUCGGUCCAUCCUUGACAUACUGGGAGGGGAGAGAGAGAAGGAGAGAGCCGAGACUUUUCUGUCCAAGGUUCACAUAGUGAAAGACCAACCAUCGGAAAGAAGUCUGACCUUACCUUGUCAAGGUCGUGUGAAGAACAGAUCGAAGGUCAUAUUUGGUACAGGUGACACUCUGCAGGCUGUGACCGUCACCUCAAAUAUGGGCUUCGUUAGGUCGGCUAAAAGUCAGGGAAUCUCUUUCGCUGUAUUUCUCCACCAAGCCAGAGCGCUGACUGAGGAAAAAGAAAAAUCUGCAAGUCGCCUUGAAGAUCAAGUAUCUGCUUAGACUUUGUGUUGAGUUGAUGAGCUCAGUUGAGAUGUAGAGUGUGCUAGCAAGAAGUGUCCACUGCUAUCAUCACAUGAACAGACUUCAGCAUCCUGUUGAUCACUUGUUAUUUUUCACAUUAUUUGUUGCUUAUAUUUCAUUGAAAACUUAACUUUAGAUAUAUAUAGAGAGAGACAGACAGACAGAGACAGAGAGAAAGAAUAUUACUAGCAAGAGCAAAAAUAGGAGAAAGAAUUAAAUUAGCUACGAAACAAAUAA
This is a messenger RNA of Biomphalaria glabrata, 2167 nucleotides long. RefSeq names its product UPF0415 protein C7orf25 homolog. The transcript is spliced from 8 exons. Bases 209 to 1909 code for a protein of 566 amino acids. NCBI's taxonomy places the organism in Eukaryota, Metazoa, Mollusca, Gastropoda, Planorbidae. The record is from RefSeq and is a predicted model, not a curated record.